CCCACUAAUACUUUCUCUCACACUCCUACUUCUUUACUCUUUAGAAGCUCCGCCUCUCUCGAUCCCUGCUCUCUCGAGCUUCUUACAGCCAGAAGAUAAAUUGGAGACAAUGGGGCUGCCAAAUGACACUGGGGACUUAGCAUCAGAGAUGGAGGUGGACGCAUUCAGGCGACUCUUCCCUAUUCGCUUCUAUGAGCGCCAUCUCGCGGAAUCCAUACGGCCUGAUGCCAGGCUACUUUCUAGAGCUAGAGAUACAACGCUAGCCCUAGGGGCUGUUGCAUCUGCUGAUGGGUCUGCAUUAGCAAAGAUUGGUUCAACAACAAUGUUAGCUGCUAUUAAAAUGGAAGUCAUGACCCCUUCUGUUGAAUUUCCUGAUGAGGGCUGCGUAGCUGUUGAAUUCCACAUGCCUCCAAUUUGUUCUCGGCUUGUAAGACCUGGUAGACCAGCUGAUGCGGCACAAGUAGUGUCAAAGCAGUUGUCUGAUGCUAUAUUGAGUUCUGGCAUGAUCAAUUUAAAGGAAUUAUCCUUACUUAGUGGAAAAGCUGCCUGGAUGGCAUACCUGGACAUAUACUGUUUGGACGCUGACGGUGCUCUUUUUGAUGCUGCAUUGCUGUCAGCUGUUGCCUCUUUCUCUCAUUUGCAAAUUCCAGUAGUUUCACUAAAUGAUGAUGGAAAAAUAGUUGUGCUGUCCGAGGAACAAGAUGGAGGAAAUUUGGAUAAGGAGCCGGUCAACAACGAGAAGAGGAAGCUCACACUAAGUAGCAUUCCAUUCUCACUGAUGUGUGUACUUCACAAGAAUUGCAUUUUGGCAGACCCCACUGCCGAGGAAGAGUCGAUUAUGGAAACUGCUGUAACUGUAGUUUUGGACUCAUCAAAUCAGCUUGUGGCCCUAUACAAGCCUGGUGGUCCAGUUCUGGCCCGUACAUCUGUUAUCCAGGAUUGUGUUGCAUUAACAAGGCAGAGAAUAAAGGAACUUGAGAAUAUUUUAGAUGAGGCCAUUUCUGGCAUGGAGGUUGACUGAGUUUUUAUAUAGAGGUGUUCGACUAUCAACUAGCGGUUUGUUUGGUGCGUAUUAAAUUUGUCUGUGUACAUUCCAGUUCCACCUUAUCCCUUUGAUUAUAUUAAUUCUGGAAACACGAUACUUUUAAGCUAAAGUCUUUGGCCGAGAGAGAAAUGAAAUUCCGGAGUCUAAAACCAGAAGCUGGUAAAGCAGAUAAGGAUUGAGAAGAUUCCGAAGCUAGGGCGAUGAAGAAGGUAAAGAUUCUUUUCCAAUAUGAAGAACUGAACUAGCUAGAAAGCCCUUCCUCCAUGAAAGGAAGGGCGGGAAGGAAUCAAACGCAACGCGCCAGCUAAGAAGACAGGAUUGUUUGCGAUUUGUGUGGCAGCUUGGUUGUCACAGUAGAAGGGCAUAGGACCACCUUCAAACACGCGUAAUUCGCAUAAAAGUUUUGCCAUUAGACUGCAUUGCAUUCUAUAGGCAAUUAGUGGACAUUUUCCUUCUCUCUGGUGUGGAUCAAACAUUGAAGCGUUUGGUCCAAUUUCAUGCACUCAAAAGUUUGGUCGUUGUUUUACUCUUAUUAUUUAUUCUAGUUCCUUGUCUUCUACAGA
This is a messenger RNA of Tripterygium wilfordii, 1608 nucleotides long. RefSeq names its product exosome complex component RRP43-like. NCBI's taxonomy places the organism in Eukaryota, Viridiplantae, Streptophyta, Magnoliopsida, Celastrales, Celastraceae. The coding region runs from base 110 to 1021 and encodes 303 amino acids. The transcript has 9 exons. Gene Ontology annotation, biological process: nuclear polyadenylation-dependent mRNA catabolic process; exonucleolytic trimming to generate mature 3'-end of 5.8S rRNA from tricistronic rRNA transcript (SSU-rRNA, 5.8S rRNA, LSU-rRNA); nuclear mRNA surveillance. The record is from RefSeq and is a predicted model, not a curated record. Gene Ontology annotation, cellular component: nuclear exosome (RNase complex); cytoplasmic exosome (RNase complex).